This is a messenger RNA of Dama dama (fallow deer), 6314 nucleotides long. It is a transcript of the gene REM2, whose product is annotated as RRAD and GEM like GTPase 2. The record is from RefSeq and is a predicted model, not a curated record. NCBI's taxonomy places the organism in Eukaryota, Metazoa, Chordata, Mammalia, Artiodactyla, Cervidae. The transcript has 5 exons. Bases 3551 to 4816 code for a protein of 421 amino acids. Gene Ontology annotation, molecular function: GTPase activity; calcium channel regulator activity; GTP binding. Gene Ontology annotation, cellular component: plasma membrane.
AUACCACUCAGAGGGUAAGAAAAUUCUAGGAACCCCAAGAGUAAGGCUCUCCAUCUCCACUUACUGCCAGGGGCCCAUCUCUAUAGUGACUGACACCAGCAGUGAGCACCAAGCCUCCUUACUGCCAGGCCAGAAGUCGUGAGCCAGCUGGGCUCUGCAGCUGGGAAACUUCCCAUUUAUGGAGAACUCUCAGAGUACUUAUCACAGAGGCAGACUGUCCCCUGGUGGAACACUCCUGCCCUCCAAACUCCACCCCACCAAGCAUUUUCAGUCUGUCCUAGGCAAGACAGAUGAACUCUCUUCCAGCAUGCCUCAAAGCAGACAAAGAUGCAUCCAGAGAAAAAUCAUAAUCACUCAGGGUAUGAGGAUGCUAGCAUCACCUUGGCCAAAUCCAAGAGGUCUUCCUGGAAGAGGGUCCAAACUAGAUCCUAAAGAAUGCUGUCAGUAGUUGGAAUAGAGUUGUGAAUUUUAGGCACGGUGAGAGGCCACAGGAUAAGCCAACUAAGCAGACAGUGAGGGCUAGGGCUGUAGGAGAGACCCAAAGAGCUGGAGAGGGUAAUGGAGGGAAUGAUCAGUGAGAAAUGCUGGGACAUAUGCUUGCUUACCAGUCUGUGGUAAGCAAGGUGACAAAGCUGUCCCAGAGUUUAAAAGGAAAAUUAAUGGGCACAAAGGAUUUAGAAAGAGCCUAUGAAAGUGAGUGUGAUGCCUACAGAAGCAAAGCUGAGGCAUUCCCUAACAGAAUCAGUCUCCAGAGAAACGGGCUCCCCCUUAGGUUCAUUUUCCCCUUCCUGCCUGGCCUGGCCUAUCCCCACCCGUCUGCUGGAGGAGCCCUGUUGCUUACACCCUGUCAAUGUCCUCACACCCAGCACUAAUUGUUCAGCAUUUCCUCUCCCAGCAAGUAGGAGCCUAGGGAAGCCCCAGUGGCAGGGAGAGGGGGUUGACCUUGUACUGGCAUAAUGGGAAAUGAAGACAGAGGAUCCUAUCCAGGUAAGGGUGGGACACUGGGGGGCUGUCACCCAAGUUUAUUUUCACCAUGGCCCAAGGAAAAAGAAAUUAGGUGACUUCAAAUCCUGUCAAGAUAGACACCCAGUACCAGGGCAUGGGACUUAAGCAAAGGCCCUUGGUGGGAAGGAGGGAGGUGAUCUCAGUUAUGAGAUGGGAAUCAGCCUGAAAAUUAGACAAUCUGAGCAGAUAGCAGAAUUUGGUUCUUGAGGAGCAGAAUUGGCCUAAAGCAAGCUCCAGGUCAUGCUGGGAGGGGAGAGGAAUACCCAGCCUGAGGCUGUGGAGCACCAAAUGGCAGGGGAACCUGUUGCAUAUCAGACCCUUUAUCACGUGUAGCUAACCCUCACAACAAAGCUGUGCCAUGGAUACCACAGCCCCAAUUCACGAGCUCACAGCAGCUUCAGGAGAAUUACAAGACUGGUCCAGUCUCUAUUGAGAGGCAGAGUUAAACCUGGAUAGGCUCAAUUUCAAAUCUCAGUCUGUCCCAUUAUUAUACAGAACCUCCAAUUCCUGAGGGAGCCUCAAGUUGGGCAAGUGCACAGCCACUUACCAGUGGGAUGAGAGAGAUGAUGGUUCAAGAUGAAACCCAGCCUGCAUCUGUGGCCUGAGGCUAGAUUGAGAGCCAGCAGAAGUCAUGGUCAAGAGUCCUCGCUGGGCUCUGCAGAUGCUGACACUCUUAUCUAGUAUCAUAGAAAUGAAUUCUACCAUCUAAAUGAACUUUCCAGAUAUAUAAAGUUCACCCCUUUAUAAUUUAAAACUCUAAAAAAACUCAUUUUGGAAGGAAGUCAUUCUAAAACAUUACACUCAUCUUCAGCACAUCUGCAAUAUAACAUAAAUCCUCUAGAUAGCUGAGGAUCACUCAGAAACCAAACAACUCUGCAGCAAUGUCUUCAGAAGCUGUGAACAGUGUCAGAAAAGCUAUUUGCCUUAAUGCCAGAUGACCUUGGAGCACUUUUUAAAUGUUAGGACUGCUUUAAAAGUUUUCUGUGAUGUUGUUUCUCUUGCUAUUAGCUACUGUAGGGGUCACUAGCUGCUAUAGAUGUACUUCUAAUCUUCAAGUACAGAACACAGGUGGAACAUUAAAAUUGUGAAUAAAGUUAAGGACAAGUAGGCUGUGACCAAGGACUGUAGAGUCUAUCCAGUGAAGUACACAAGGACUGUAGCUGCUUAGUUCUGCUCCCGCUAGACCCUACGCUGUUGCCCUAUUAUUGACCUCCAUCCACAUACUGCACUAGCAAUCCCCAGAUCACUGAUUUGCUUCAAUUGGAAAAAUCCACUGAAGAUGGCAAUAAAGAUUGUUCCCAAUAAUAGGAGACAGCUGGAAUAUUUAAGACAAAGAAGGCAGCAUAGCAUAGAGAUGAAAGGUAGUCUCUGGCACUGGAAGGAUCUGGGUGGGAAUCAUGGUGUCCCCAUUUUCCAGCUGCAUGAUUGAUUUGGAGGACAGGUCACUCACCUAUCACUCUGAGCCUCAGGGUCAUGAGGAUGAAAGGAGAUAAUUCAGGAAGGUGCUUAGCACAGCAUCUGACAAAAAUGGGGUGAGAAGGGGCCAGUAAAUCAAAAUGCGUGUUUGGGUCCUUGAUGUCAGGAAGACAAGAGUGGGAGCCUAAAGUGAAAGGGACCUGGCAGAAAAGGUGCAGUAGAGCAGUGCCUCUAUCUUGGCUUCCCCCAGAGAGGUGGGUGUCACUGUGUGUCUGCCCGGUGUAGCCCAGAAGGGCUGGGGCUGCUCCAGAGUGCACUGAGGGGGCUUGCCCGCCUCGGGACUGGGAACUUACAGAUGGCUAGCUGCCCCUCCCCUUUUUCCUGCUCUGAUUAACACGAGGUUGGUGGACCUGGCACGGAGGGACAGGUGGGAAGUCUCCACAGUGGUUUGUACCCACCGGAACCAAGUGAAAAAACGAAGCUGCCCAAACAAAGCACCAAGUCUCCCUCCUCAAAGCCCCCAUCUGCCUAGAGGCCAGGCUGGGAAAUGGGUACUUUUGUGGGUCUUAGCCCAGAAGGGGUGACAGGCGGAAGGAGGGGGUGACAGGAAAACCUGGUGGCAGGGUGGCUGUUCUGUCCCUGUGUCUUUUUUGGUUUCUUCCUUUAGCCCCUCCAUCUAGCUACUGGGCACCCACUCUGGGCUGAACGUUGGGCUAAGGGGUUGGGAUACGCAGACAAAUGACACAUAGUCCUAGCUCCUGGAAAAAGACCACCCAGGUCCUGGAUCCUUGCUUCCUCCCAUCUUCAGCUCCCUUACCCAUGACCCCUCGCCCCACUUCUCUGAACCCGUCUCUUCUGCCCCUCUGACUUUGUUCUGUUCACAUCUUAACCAGACUCCGCUGUGGGUGUGCUCCCAGAGGGAAGAGACACAAAGGAAGGGGGGGCAGAAAGGAGGGAAUCCCGCUGACAUCACGGCUCAUUAGCAUGUGUGACCUCAUCAGGGGGCGGGGCUAUCUCCCCAGGUGUGGGGGGGUAGAGCAUGGGGGGGUGGUAUUUAAAGGGAAAAGCUGACAGUGCUGCUGAGUGAGCGAGCGGGUGCUGCAAGCUACCGGGCUGCACACGCACAACGAUGCAUUCGGACCUCGACACCGACAUGGACACCGACACGGAAACCACAGCACUCUGCCCCUCCAGCAGCCACCGGGCCUCUCCUCCAGAGACACCCACACCAGAAGCAGAUGCCACACUGCUGAAGAAGCCAGAGAAACUGCUGGCAGGGUUGGACUGGGGCAGGCCACCCCCUGCCCCAGGGGCUCCCAGACGAAGAGGCAGUAUGCCUGUCCCCUACAAGCACCAGCUGCGGCGGGCCCAAGCUGUAGAUGAACUUGACUGGCCACCUCAAGCCUCAUCCUCUGGCUCCUCUGACUCCCUGGGCUCAGGGGAGGCAGCCCCCACCCAAAAGGAUGGCAUCUUCAAGGUCAUGCUGGUGGGGGAGAGCGGCGUGGGCAAGAGCACCCUAGCAGGCACUUUUGGUGGUCUCCAGGGAGACAGUGCUCACGAGCUGGAGAACCCAGAGGACACCUAUAAGAGACGCAUCAUGGUGGAUAAGGAGGAAGUGACUCUAGUUGUUUAUGACAUCUGGGAACAGUCACCGACCGACGAAGCUUCUCCAAAGUUCCAGAGACCCUACUUCGGCUCAGGGCUGGAAGGCCCCACCACGAUCUGCCUGUCAUCCUUGUUGGAAACAAGAGUGACCUGGCCCGCUCCCGGGAGGUCUCACUGGAGGGCCCUUUUACCUUUCCAGGUGCACAAAACUGCAAUUGGCCCCAGGUUAAGGGCAGACUUUCAAUGCCCACACCUAGGGCUUGAGACCCUCUCUUCACUCCCCCUCACCUCUUCUGAAGGCCCUUUUCUCCCUCCCUUUCCGCAUCACCAGCGCCCUCCAACUGAUCCUUGCUUGUUCCCUCUGUGCAAGAGAUUGACUUGCCCCAAUCCCUUUUCACUGCACGCCCUGGAGCCCCCAGGUCCAGCCUCGCCCCAUCCCUGGCCCAGCGCAGCCCAGUGGGAGGGCGGGCGCCUGAAGAGGUCCCUUCCUGCAGAGGGCCGCCAUCUGGCAGGGACACUGAGCUGCAAGCACAUCGAGACGUCGGCCGCGCUGCACCACAACACGAGGGAGCUCUUCGAAGGAGCGGUGCGCCAGAUCCGGCUGCGGCGAGGCCGGGAUGGCGCCGGGGGCCCGCGGCCCGAGUGGGGCAGCCCCGAGGGCCCCGCUCCGCCCGCGCGUCGCGAGAGCCUCACCAAGAAGGCCAAGCGCUUCCUUGCCAACCUGGUGCCGCGCAACGCCAAGUUCUUUAAGCAGCGCUCCAGAUCGUGCCACGACCUCUCAGUGCUCUGAGCCGUGGUCGCCAUGGUCACCGCGCUCUCUGCCCGCCCCCUAGCCCCGCCCCGCCCUCCUUCGGCUUCCUCCUGAAGACCGUCUAGGAAACCAAAAACUCCCGGGACACCUUGCUGUGACCGCGGGAGGCGGGCCCCCCGCCCCCAGGCCCCGGAGGGCGUCGCCCCACCCGCUCCAUGCGCUCUCCGUUUACCUCCCGGCCUCUGGGCUCCUGGAAAGAGGAAGCGGACCCGCCGAGGGCGAGCCGCGACCGGUGGGCGGGGCAGCUUCCGGCGGGCGGGGAGAAAAGUUCUGCAAGGGAUUUUUUUUUAUUAAUUCACGCUUGACCACCUCUCCUGUAAAGAGAUGCUAAAAGCAAGAAUUGGAAGAGACCUUUGUAGACUUCUUUACAGUUUCCCACCUUUGUACUCAGCGCGAACAUGCCUCAUCAUAAGAGAUUCUUAAAGGUAAAGUCACAGAGCCGCUUCCUUUAGACUUUCCUACAGCGUCCUGGCUCUGAUCUGCUGCACUUGUCCACUUUGCCCUUAAGAAGUUCUUAAAGGCAAGGGCCUAGAAGCGCUGUUCUUCAGAUUCUGUGACUUACCGUGGCACCACGGCACUUCCCCUUUAAGGUUAUUAAAGGUAAGGCGUGCAGAGACUUUUGCCUGAAGAUUUGAGGGGUGGCAACCUGCCUUUUGCCAGGACCCAGGAGGCACCACCAAGGGGACCACCUUUCUCUUUUCAAUAAAGAAUUUUUCUACUGCACUUGCUCACUUUGACUCUGUUCUCAAAGUUCCCAAGAAAGGGAUGGAUGGAUUUAGGUUCCUUGCUCCCAUGAGCCUGAGUUCUUGUCGAACAGUUCUAGGGAGGCUCCGGAACUUAGUCUGAGUAGUCCAUGACAAGGCGAAAAAGGUCCCUAGAGAACAGAGUCCAAUUUUUCCCUUUGCUAGUGAGAAAAACAGGCCUGGAGAGGAGUAGGGACCUGCUAGAAUAAUUCGGUAACUCAGUGAUCAAGUCCCCAUCUCCUUACCCCUUAAUCCUGCAAGGAGCAGGCUGGAGGCUACGUUUUGUGCCCAGAACUACUCUCAGCUGUGACCUGGGAUGGUUCAAGGUGGGGCCCACCUCCAACAGGGAGGCCCAUCAGCUAGGGUUUAAUGGGGUUGUCCUGCACCUCCCCUGGCAGGGCCCCACCACCCCAGCUGUCACCUGCAAGGCCCGUGUGAGUACUGAAGCUGUCAGUGCCUCCCCUGGGGACGCCCACGCCUGCUGCUGCCUGAGCCACGAGUUUGAACAAAGAGCAGAGGCAGCAACUCCCCUCACCCCUAGAUAGACGAUACAGCUACCUGAGCACCUGGGGGCCAGGCCUCCACUGCACCCUACCCAGGUUCCCAGAGCUAGAUGGAAAGAAGGAUGUCUCCUGAGUCCUUGCAGCUGAGGAGGAGCCAAGGGAAACCAGCCCAGCACUGGUGGUGAGAUAAAAAUAGUAACACUGUCCUUAGGACUUUAUUCACUUUAUCUC